CAGGACCGGAAGUAGUGAGUCCAGUUCUCCCGCGGGGGGCCGAGGUUAGUGAGCGAUGUGGAGGUUUUAAGGGUGCUUCUGGGAAAGGAGACGACGUAGGAGACUACAGGGGCAGGAUAUUGAGCUUCACUUUCACGCCUGCCAGAUUGAGAAGAGUCUGGAGAGCGGGGCGGUAUCAGUACUUGGAAUCCGGAGAAGGAAAGUGAUGUAAGGACCUUUAGAAGACCUUCCAAGACCCCAGGCUCCGGUGGAUUUUGGAGGCUCCACAUCAUUUCACAUCGGAUUCUGAAUAAAUGCUCAGUUUUGCCUGAUUUCUGUAUGUUAUCAUCUGUACGCCUCAUUCCCAGAACAGCCUGGCUUGUGCAUUCCCCGAUCUGCAGUUCUUCCCGUUCCUUCAUGGAUUUGAAGGUGCUCCUUUCCUCCUUGAAUGACUUUGCCUCCCUCUCACUUGCUGAGAGUUGGGACAAUGUUGGAUUACUGGUGGAACCAAGCCAACCACACACUGUACACACACUCUUCCUUACCAAUGACUUGACCGAGAAGGUAAUGGAGGAGGCGCUGCAAAAGAAGGCGGAUCUCAUUCUCUCCUACCAUCCACCUAUUUUCCGACCCUUAAAACACAUAACCUGGAAAACCUGGAAGGAGCGCCUGGUAAUCCGGGCCCUGGAAAACAGGGUCGGUAUUUACUCUCCUCACACAGCCUAUGAUGCUGCACCCCAGGGAGUCAACAGCUGGUUGGCUAAAGGGCUUGGCGUUUGCACCUCCAGGCCCAUACAUCCUUCCAAAGCUCCCAAGUACCCCACGGUGGGGACGCACAGAGUAGAAUUCAGUGUUAACUGCACCGAAGACCUGGACAAAGUCAUUUCUGCAGUGAAAGAAAUUGCAGAUGUUUCUGUCACUUCUUUUUCUACUAGGACUGAUGAUGAAGAACAAACACGAAUUAGUCUGAAUUGUAGUCAGGAGGCUUUGAUACAGGUGGUGAAUUUUCUUUCCCAGAGCAGACAGUUCUAUCAGAAGACCGAAAUUCUGUCACUGGAGAAGCCUCUGCUUCUGCAUACUGGAAUGGGACGGUUAUGCACACUGGAUGAGUCUGUUUCCUUGGCAACCAUGAUUGAGCGAAUCAAAAGUCACCUUAAACUAUCUCAUGUUCGCCUUGCUCUUGGGGUAGGAAGGACCUUAGAGUCUCCAGUCAAAGUCGUGGCCCUGUGUGCUGGUUCUGGGAGCACGGUGCUUCAGGGGACGGAGGCCGACCUUUACCUCACAGGUGAGAUGUCCCAUCAUGAUGUUCUGGAUGCUGCGUCCCAAGGAAUAAAUGUCAUCCUCUGUGAACAUAGCAACACUGAACGAGGCUUUCUUUCUGAUCUUCGAGAUAUGCUGGGUGCUCACUUGGAGAAUAAGAUUAAUAUUAUCCUGUCAGAAACAGACAGGGACCCUCUUCAUGUGGUAUAAAGCAUACGGGAACAACGGGAUGACAGUCUACAAAUUGACUGCCUCCCAACUGGAAUGCAUAACGUGAAUCAAUGGAGUUCGAAUCCUCCUGGAUUCUAAGUAGAAUGUCUUAGAACGUACAUUAUUUCUGGUAAAUUUGCUUCACCAAAUGUUCUGUAGCUCAUAUGGUAAAAACCAUAACAUAACUACCAUUCAAAAACAGGUGUUCAUUAUAAGAUGACUUAAGGUGAUCAUACAAUGUAAAGCACAUAUUCGUGUAUGAACUCCAAGACAGAUCCACUAAAAUCUGUUUACUUAACACUCUGGGUAAGUUGCUCGAGCAGUCUUCUCCUUCGCUUACUUAUAGAUGGGAUGCGUCAUUCUAGAUCUCUCUGCCCUUGGUUAAUUUAAAAAUUUACUUUAAAAAACUUGAGAUUGGAACACUUAUUUCUAGGUAGUAGCCUCUAGGAGGUGAUAAGGUCUGUCUCUAUGUUCCCAUUCCUAGAUCAUUAAUCUUUCACCUAAAUUUCAGAAUCAGGAUGAGGUUUUAUUUUUUUUUUCAUAUAUAUGAUCAUUAUUCAUGACUAUUUUAUUGUUUUUUAGGUAACUCACCUGGAAUUUUAUUAGUAAUAUAAAAAGAAUGGUUAAUAUAAAAAUAUGUUUAGCUUUUAGAAUAAUCCCAGUUAUCAUACAAUAUUAAUUUUGUGCUAGGCAUUCUCAGGUAUGUUAUAAACACUUUCAAUCUUUAGAAACAAGAAUAUAGGUAUUAUGAUUUCCAUUUUACAGAUGAGUAAACUGAAACAGGUUAACGAGUUUGCCCAAGGCCAGGUAGCUCGGAAAUGAUGGGAGUUUGGACACAAACUCAGGUAGUCUGGUUCCAGAGUCUGUGUUCUUAACUACUUCUUAAUGAAUAUUGACAAACCUGAUGCAGGAGGUAUGUAAGAAAUCCUGAAGGAAAAUCCAUUUUAACUGGGAUUUUUUCUGGGUGGCAUGGGAGGUUUUUCUUUUGAAUUCUUCUGAACAUAUUUCUAGUUUCUCUGCUGAGCUUUUUCCUUUGGUAGUGACAAAAGCAAAUCUUUUAGAAUACUGUCUGAGAUGAGAAAGGAAAGAAUUUUACAUUUCUUUUGUAGGACCCUUUUCCUACCAGUCAUUUCCUGGAGGAUUUGGGAUCCUAACUUACAAAUUAUUCUUGAUGGUUCACCUGUAAUAUUGAUUCACCACAGAAAUAACCAGUAGGACCAAGCCCCCAGUUCAAGGGUUGGAGGAGGAGCCCGGAGAGGCGGUAGGAAGAGAAUCAGCAAAGUCUCAGAAGCCAAGUAGAAAGCUUUGAUGAGGAAUGGUCGAAUUCAAAAUCGACCCAGUGGGAGAGCAGACAGCUUUGAGAAACUCUUAGUGGCAUUUACCUUGUGGUCUAUGUGCCGGGCCCAUGGAGAUGUGGGGAGAAUAGGAUAGAAGUGUAGAUGAUACUUAAGAGUCUAUUGUAAUUACCUAUGCUAAAGAUAUGCAGAGGGCUUACAGGUAAGGUUUCCUGGGGAAAAGGGGGAAUUCAGUGAAGAGGCACAUCUUGAACGAAUGCUAAGUAUAGAGAAACAGCAUAAUGCAUUGAAAAAGCCCAAGUAAGUCAUCUGUUGUCAGGCAGAAAGCAGGAGGCAGGAAUGGUAUGGUCAGAGGUGAUGCUUAAGAAAUAGCUUGAGGGCAAUGAUUCUUCAGCUUUUUUUUUCCUUUAUGGCACACUGAAGGUAGGACAUGAUUUCACCUUUAACAUUUACUCAUUCUGAAGGUUGUGGAUUAAAGUCCUUUUGUUAGAGUUUCAGAAGCGAUUUAACAUAUCAAAGAAUUUGUUUAUGAUUGGACAUGCUUAUUGCCAAAUUUUUUUUUUUUUUAAAGAAUGCCAUUGUUACUACAAUUUUUAAAGUUUCUUUACUGGCAUGUUAGCGUUUCUAAAUAACUAAAAAUACCCCCAAAUGUGUCCUCUGUAGUUUUUUCAAAAAUGAUCACCAAAGAUGAAUUCUUUAUUUUCACCUGCCAAAUUUUCUGAACUGUUAACUUCAAGGUAUUAUUUAGUUGGAUAUCUCAUUGCUUUUCAAAUUUUAAUGUGCAGAAAUGUAUGGAGAUGUAGUUUAAAAACAGACUGAUUCAGAUGCUCAAGUAGAGCCCCAGCAUGUAUGUGGUCCUGAGAGAAUGUUGCUGCCAUUUCAAGGACUGCACGUUAGGUAGAAGUAAAGAUGGUGACCUAAAUAUGUGGGUGAGGGGCGCCUGGGUGGCACAGCGGUUGAGUGUCUGCCUUCAGCUCAGGGCGUGAUCCCGGCGUUGUGGGAUCGAGCCCCACAUCAGGCUCCUCCGCUAUGAGCCUGCUUCUUCCUCUCCCACUCCCCCUGCUUGUGUUCCCUCUCUCGCUGGCCGUCUCUCGCUCUGUCAAAUAAAAUCUUUAAAAAAAAAUAAAAUAUGUGGGUGGGCUCGAGGCCAAAAUGUGCUGCUAUAUGCCAAAAUUGUUAUGAGAAUGUGGUAAUUAGCUUUCUAUUAAACUCACAUUUAAAGUUA
Messenger RNA from Ailuropoda melanoleuca (giant panda), 3969 nucleotides. It is a transcript of the gene NIF3L1, whose product is annotated as NGG1 interacting factor 3 like 1. NCBI's taxonomy places the organism in Eukaryota, Metazoa, Chordata, Mammalia, Carnivora, Ursidae. The transcript has 8 exons. Gene Ontology annotation, cellular component: mitochondrion; cytoplasm. The coding region runs from base 319 to 1449 and encodes 376 amino acids. The record is from RefSeq and is a predicted model, not a curated record.